Molecule: messenger RNA, 1008 nt
Organism: Lactuca saligna
Lineage: Eukaryota; Viridiplantae; Streptophyta; Magnoliopsida; Asterales; Asteraceae
Source: the annotation of a GenBank genome assembly
AUGGGUUACUCUUCAGGCAUUGCAGUUUGUAAUGCCCUAAUCGACAUGUAUGGAAAAUGCAAAUCCUUUCUCGAUGCUCUUGAUAUCUUUGAAGGAAUGGAGAUUAAAGAUAUAUAUUCAUGGAAUUCAAUAAUCGGUGUUCAUCAACAAUCCAUCACUUUCACAACUGUCCUCCCUGCAUGCUCUCAUUUAGCAGCAUUAAGACAUGGUAAGCAGAUUCAUGGGUACAUGAUAACAAAGAAUUCAGGGAAAGAAGAUGAUACUCGCAUCAACAACGCCCUCAUGGACAUGUAUGGAAAAUGUGGAAGUAUGGAAGAAGCCCAAAUGAUUUUCAACCACAUGGAUGGUAAAGAUUCGGCUUCUUGGAACAUCAUAAUCAAUAGUUAUGCAAUGCACGGGUUUGGCCACGAGGCAUUAGACAUGUUUCAUAAAAUGUGUGAAACAGAUUUGAAACCCGACGAGGUGACAUUCGUCGGGGUUCUUUCAGCCUGCUGUCAUGCAGGCCUACUGAAUCAAGGGCGAGAAUUUCUCGCCCAAAUGGAGCUGAAAUACAAGAUAGUGCCGACAGUCGAGCACUAUACCUGUGUAAUCGACAUGCUUGGUCGAGCAGGACUGCUCGACCAAGCAUACGAACUGCUAUCCGCCAUGCCCGUCAGACCAAACUCAAUCGUCUGGCGAGCAUUUCUAGCAGCAUGCCACCUCCAUGGAGAUGCAAAACUUGCAGAAAUUGCUGCGAGAAAUGUUAUUAAUCUUGAACCGGAGCAUUGUGGGAGCUAUGUUUUGAUGUCUAAUGUGUAUGGUACAAUGGGUAGAUAUGAGGAGGUGUCUGAUGUGAGAUUUAAUAUGAGACAACAAAAUGUGAAGAAAACACCAGGGUGUAGUUGGAUUGAGUUUGGAGAUGGGGUGCAUGUUUUUGGGAGUCGUGAUCGAGUCCAUUUUGAUGAAGAAUUAAUUUAUAGCGAGCUUGGUUCGUUGUAUGCGACCAUGGGUCUAUGCAAGGCGGCUUGA